Molecule: messenger RNA, 900 nt
Organism: Colletotrichum karsti
Lineage: Eukaryota; Fungi; Ascomycota; Sordariomycetes; Glomerellales; Glomerellaceae
Exons: 1
Coding region: 1-900 (299 amino acids)
Molecular function (GO): oxidoreductase activity, acting on the CH-OH group of donors, NAD or NADP as acceptor
Source: RefSeq, a predicted model, not a curated record
AUGUCAAUUCCCCGCGACCAGCUCAAAUUCCGCGCCCCUCCUUCGAUGCAGCUGAGCGAUGGCUCCGCGACGUCCAUGACAGCGCCGCCACAGCCCGUCUCCAGCAACGUUUCCCCUUCCGAGCGUGCAAACGCUCGAUUCGCAGUCACCGGUAACGCCAUCAUCACCGGUGGCGCCGGAGACAUUGGCUCCGUUGCCUGCAGAGCUCUGCUGGAGCACGGCCUUCAAGGCCUCGCCAUCUUCGACUUGCACCCAGACGCCGGUAACAAGACCGUCGCCAGCCUCCAGGCCGAGUUCCCUGAAGCCAAAAUAACGUUCACCAGAGUGGACGUGACAGACGGCGAUGCGGUGGCUCAAGCCGUUGCUGAGGCAGAGCGAGACGUCGGUCCCAUCAGCACCUGUCUCUGCUUCGCCGGUAUCGCCUUCGCCACCCACGCUCUCGAGAUAACUCCGCAGCAAUGGCGUACUAUGCUGGAGGUGAAUACUACAGGUGCCUUCCUCUGCGCCCAAGCCGUCGCGAAGUCCAUGGUGAGCAGGGGAACCGGCGGGGUUAUCAUUCUGAUGGCGAGCAUUUCAGCCCAUAUUACCAACUUUCCGCAGCCGCAGGUUCAUUACAACGCCGCCAAAGCUGCAAUUCUGUCUAUCAAGAAGUCCCUAGCGGCGGAGUGGGCGAGAUACGGGAUCAGAGUCAACAGCAUCAGCCCCGGCUACAUGGAUACUAUUCUCAACGAGGGAGAAGGCCUCGAGGAGCAUAGACAGGCUUGGAGGCAGAGAAACCCUUAUGGUCGUAUGGGGAAGCCGGAGGAGCUGACUGGGGCUGUCAUUCUGCUGGCUAGCAAGGCUGGGAACUACAUCACCGGAGCCGACAUUCUGGUCGAUGGCGGGAUUAGCGUUUUUUGA